Bolinopsis microptera is the source of this 621-nucleotide messenger RNA. RefSeq lists its product as uncharacterized. The coding region runs from base 37 to 621 and encodes 194 amino acids. The transcript is spliced from 3 exons. Lineage: Eukaryota; Metazoa; Ctenophora; Tentaculata; Lobata; Bolinopsidae. The record is from RefSeq and is a predicted model, not a curated record.
CAGAGAAAACCCAGAUUUCUCGGCAAACGACCGAAAAUGCCGUUUAGGUCUAAUGGCCCUAAUUACCUUCUUUCGUGUGACGGCCACGAUAAACUUGCGGGCUACCAGAAUUCCUUAUUUGAUCUGAAGAUAUACGGAUGUUUAGAUACGUUUAGUCGUAAGAUCUUGUAUUUGUGGAUUGGCCAAACGAAUAAGGAUCCAAAGGUAAUUGGUCGUCUCUAUUUGGAUUACCUAAUAGAGAGUAGACUGUUACCACGACGACUACGCCUUGACGCUGGUACAGAAACCGGGCACAUGUGCGCUAUACAGAAGUUUCUGCUCGAGCGACAAGGCAUAGACCAGAGUGAGUCAGAGGGUGUCAUUAUCGGUCCUUCUGUGGACAACAAAAUCGAGCGAUUUUGGAGGGACUUGCGUGAGGGGAUGGUGGAUAAUUUUAGACCUGUACUAAGAGCUUUAUACGAGGAUGGUCUGUACGAUCCAACAUCACAAGAAGACCGCGAGAUCUUAUCGGGGAUAUUCAUACCCAUAGUUCGACAAGAAUUGCAGCGCUUCAAGAACUAUCACAAUUCUAAACGGUACGUAGUCUCAACAAACAAUACUGUCUUAGAACUCAGCACAUAA